AUGGCUCUCAUUCGACAACGCCGCCAGCUUAAUCUCCGCCUCCCCUUGCCCGAACCCUCCGACUGCCGCCCAUGUUUCUCCGUUCCCCUCCUUCCUACCACCGCCGACACAAACAAAUCUUCCUUUGGUGCUAUCUCCGCCAACGAUCUCGAGAAACUCCAAGUCCUCGACCACAGUAACAGCGGCACCGUCUAUAAGGUAAAUUACAAGCGGACUUCCACCACCUAUGCUCUCAAACUCGUCCAUAGUGACUCCAACAACUCCACAGUCUGCCAUCAGCUCUUCCGCGAGAUGGAGAUCCUCCGCCACACCGACUUUCCCUAUGUCGUCCGCUGCCACACUAUCUUUAAGAAGUCGUCGGGAGAUAUCGGGAUCCUCAUAGAGUACAUGGACUCCGGCAUCCUCGAGACCUUGCUUAAAGCCCAAGGCACCUUCUCUGAGCCCAAUCUUGCCCACGUCGCCCGCCAAGUUCUUAAAGGCCUCAACUACCUCUACACCAACAAGAUCAUUCACCGCAACAUCAAACCCGCAAAUGUUUUGGUGAACAGCAACAUGGAAGUGAAAAUCGCCAAUUUUAGCGUGAGCAAGAUCCUAUGCAUGACCUCGGACCCCUGCAAUUCCUACGUGGGUACUUGUGCUUACAUGAGCCCGGAAAGAUUUGACCUGGAUACUUAUGGCGGCAAUUACAGUGGCUACGCCGGUGACAUAUGGAGCCUAGGGCUAACCCUGAUGGAGCUUUACAUGGGUCACUUUCCGUUGUUGCCUCCGGGUCAGAAACCCAACUGGGCCACGCUUAUGUACGCCAUAUGUUUCGGAGAGCCUCCGAGCUUGCCCGAGGGGGUGUCGGAGGAGUUUCGGAGUUUCAUGAAGUGUUGCUUGUAG
Messenger RNA from Prunus dulcis (almond), 882 nucleotides. Its product is annotated as mitogen-activated protein kinase kinase 9-like. Lineage: Eukaryota; Viridiplantae; Streptophyta; Magnoliopsida; Rosales; Rosaceae. Gene Ontology annotation, molecular function: protein serine/threonine kinase activity; ATP binding. The record is from RefSeq and is a predicted model, not a curated record. Bases 1 to 882 code for a protein of 293 amino acids. Gene Ontology annotation, biological process: protein phosphorylation. Gene Ontology annotation, cellular component: cytoplasm. The transcript has 3 exons.